AUGGAGCAGUCGUCGGCUCAGAACCAAAUGCCGGGUCUGCCCCAUGUGGGCGCAUCCCAAGGUGUUGCAUCAGUGGUCGACUACUGGCCUUCACUGGAUAUGAUGUACCCCGAUUCUCACCUACAAUCGCAGCCAGCCCAGCCAUCUCAAGCCCAGAAUCCACCUACGCAGCAACAACAAGCGCCAAUGGGAAUUACCUGGGAUCACCCCGUCUUUCAGCAACAAUCACAGCGCGCAUCACACCAGCAGAAUCCCCUGAACGCGCAUGCGGAUCCAAAUCAUGGCAUUUAUUCUUCCAUUACACCCCCAUCCUGGCAACACAGUCCAUUACCAUCCUCGGCCCGAUUCGAUAGCUCCGCUCAGUAUGCGCCCCAAGCCCAAACUGAGCCAUAUCAGCAAGGCCAGCUGUCCUUCGAACCAGGCUCCAUGGCGACACCAGAAAGCUCGGCCUUCCCUUCCUACUCCUAUCAACCGAGCUACUUCCACCCCCAGCACAUCUCCUUGGAGGAUACAUUUUCUACUAGGUCUUCUCAACCACAGCAGCCGCCCCAGCCACAGCCAUCCCGACUUCAGCAUCAACAGCACCAACAGCAUCAGCAGCAGCAACAUCAACAACCACCGCCACCACAACUACAACCGCAACACCGACACCAGCAGCAAACACAACCGCCACAGCAACAACCACCAUCUCGUCCACAGCCGCAACGCACACAGCACCUCGAAUAUACAAAUGGGGGGCCGCAAUCUACAAUGCAAUACUCGUUGCCGGCAAGCUAUCCGCAAGACCUGAUGUCGAACACAAUAGACCUUACCGACGAUAAUUAUUCGAGCUCAGCAACAGCUUCGCAGCAGACGAUCGACCCUUCAUAUCUAGACGGGAUCACCCGUUCUGCGAGUGCAUCUCACACUCUGCCGAACAACUUCCCAUUCGGAAGCCCGGUGGACUUUCAAAGACCGGACGGGCUUUUCAAUUACUUUCAAAAUGACUUCCCUAUCCAGUCGCAGAUUAAUGUUGCUCCUAAUAAUGGAGGACCUCAACUUGGUGUCCUCGCUCCGCGGCCGUCUGGCGUUCCACACCAACCCGUCCAAGCCACCCAACCAACCAAAACCCAGCCUAGUAAAGCUUCUCAACCCAAGAAGGCCGCGAAGAAGAGCCAGAAGGCCCGCAAGGAGGUUUCAGACAGUGGGACCUCUGACGACUCCGAUUUGGAAGUUGAUCCGGAACCAUCCCCACUUCCUCCAUCUCGUCCAACUGAUUCGCUUGAGGCCGCCGGUUAUGACACGACGAAGGCUGUGUGGUCUCCACGUAACUUGCGUGUUUCUGCGGAGAAGGUAAAGGCUUCUUUGGUAGCAUUUAAGGAUGUUGUGAAAGCACUCCGUGAUGGCUGGAAAGACCAGGUCCAAGCAAUGAAAACUGCAGAGAACCAGGGAGAAAAUGAAAAAGCAACUCAAAUAAAGCAAUCGGUCUUCCUCUACCGUCGCACCAUGGAGAAGGUCAUUUCAACAACAUUUGAGACAGGUCAUCCUGUGAUUAUUGAGAAGCUCGGCGAACACCCAAUGACUCUAUCGGUGUUUUACUCGUUCCUAGCAGAUCGAUUCCAGGCCGCAGAUAUGGAUGGCUCGCUAACACUCGGUCUUCUGAAGCUUCUUGCACGGUUCGUGACUGUAGACGAGGAGAUGCUCCAAAAGACGAAUAUGGCCAAGUUGCUUCCUCGAUUUGUCAAGAAGGGCACAUCAUCCACUAAGGAACUCGCACAAAAUAUCCUAGACAAUGCUGCUGCUUCUACCAAGAGGAAACAAAGUAAUGCGAAGCCCGCUAAAGAGGAGUCACCUGCUAAGGGCGACUCGCCAGCGGCGGAAAUUGCGGGUGUUAAGCGUCCACGUGAUAAUGAGGGCCAACCCCAGCCUGCUACGAAACGCAUGGUGGUCACCUCCAAUCCCAAGGACACUGCAAAAUCAUCACCUGCGCCGACUGGUCCCAUCAAGCGUGGUGAGAAUGGUACACAGAACAGCAAGCCUACUACUGCGCAGGCCGCUCCUCGUCCCAAAGCUCCAAUUGCCCCCCCUAAGCCUACUGUCUUCUUCGGCGCACUGAGUUCCGCCUCGAAGAAACUAGGCACUACCAAUGCAGAGAGAAAGGCCGCCCAAGCAGCCGCCAAAUCAACGCCACCUCCAGAAACCAAGGAAAAGACAACUGCGCCUGCUCCGAAGCCAGCAUUUUCCUUUGGCGAUCUCAUGGCGGAUCUAAACAAGCCAAAGGAGGUCGUGGUAGCGAAACCUGCUGAAGACACCCCGCUGGAAACCGACGAGGAGCGAGAGAAGCGACUCCGGAAGGAAGCUCGACGCAGACUCCGUGUCACCUGGAAACCUGAUGAUUCCCUGACCGAAGUGAGACUUUUCACACAUGAUCCCGAGGAAGAACUUGGCCCUGGUGAUGGACCUUUACGUAGUAUGGGUGACGUCAAAGGAGAAGGCAGUGUUCUCAAGCUGCACAAGGAUCUGGAGGAGCUUGAGGAAGACGACCUCGGCGGAAUUCGGGAGGUUUCGUUGAAUCCAUAUACGGAGUUGUCUCCGAUCCUCGUCGAGUCUUCAGAGAUGAAGACGACUAACUUUAUUAAGCGGGGCGGUGAUGAGCAACCCGUCAGCGCGGAAAAGGCUGCACAAGACGAGCGUGAGACGAUGACGCUCAUGGUUUUCCAUGCAUCACCGGCCGACGUUCCAUCUACUCCCAAAGAGCCUGCUGCUGCUGAUCCUGCCGAAGGCACCACAGAAGUGAUUCCCUUUGGCGAAAUACCCGACAAUGUGAGGGUUCGGCAAGAGCGAUACUACGAUUUUAUUAACCCUAAGCCCGCACCGGUCUCUGGUGCAGCACAAACUCCGGCAGCGCCCGCUGCUUCUGCUCCUCAGGUUGGAGCUCCUGGUUUCGACAUCUCCAAUCUGCUGAAACUCAUCAACACUGGUACGGCGCAGCAGCCACCUGCAGCUGCGCCAGCACCACAGUCCCAACUGCCAGCCCAGCAAGCACCUCUGGCGGAUCUCGAGCGAACCAUCAACAUGUUCCGUCAGCAACAGACUCAACCCACAAUUCCUCAAGUUCCUCAAGUUCCGCUUCCCCAGGUCCCCCAAGCCCCUAUCAUACAGUCGCAAGCUGCGUCUGGUGGUGUCAACUUCCAGCAGCUCAUGAAUGUCAUGCAGCAAUUUCAGCAGGGGGGUGUCUUCCCUCCGAAUCAAUCAGCGCAACCACAAUCGACAAUAGCCCCUAAUCUGGGUGCCAUGUUCUCCCAAUUCCCCGGGCAGACUCAACAGCCCACUCCGUCGGCUCAUUAUGAGGACCCUGAGCGUAAACGAGUGCGUGACGGCGGUCAGUACGACGAUCAGUAUGACAGCCAGUGGAGUCGUGGCAAGCGAACUAAAGCCAAUGACCCUAAACCCUACAAGGUCGGAUUGGUCGCGUGCCGAUUCUGGAAGGAGGGCAAAUGCAGGAAAGGCGAUAACUGUACCUUCCGACACGACCCAUAA
Messenger RNA from Penicillium oxalicum, 3519 nucleotides. RefSeq lists its product as uncharacterized. The transcript is spliced from 7 exons. Lineage: Eukaryota; Fungi; Ascomycota; Eurotiomycetes; Eurotiales; Aspergillaceae. The coding region runs from base 1 to 3519 and encodes 1172 amino acids. The record is from RefSeq and is a predicted model, not a curated record. Gene Ontology annotation, molecular function: metal ion binding.